GCAUUUAUGCGACUGUGUCCUCACCUGUGUGUAUCUGUGUCCAUGUGUAUGUGUUCCUAGCACGGUAUUCUGUAUCUAUAUAUCUCCUGUAAGUCCUAAACAAUGAGCAGCAGCAACCUCGGCGGUCUAGACCAAGCGGUACCCAGCUGUAGCAGCAACAUCAGAAACAACAAUGACAACAACAACAACGAAGCAUCAACGAGUAGCAGCCACAACAGCAACAUCAGUAGCCGCUUAGCCAGAAUUCGUAACUACAAGUUAGCUAAUUGGUUUCCACACCGCGCCGAGGAGAACAAGCGCAAGAAGCGGGUGGAGCAGCAGCGCCAGCAGCAGCGCCAGCGGCGGGGGGCCAAGGUCUUCAAAUGUGUCAGCGACUCCACCGGCCACCUGACCCUGGCCCCCUCCCGCCUCUUCGAGCGCACGCCCAUGAGUCCCUCGGACAGUCUGGACGAGAUAGCCCUCCAGAUACCCAGAGUUCGAGUGGAGUACUAUGUGAACGAAAACACAUUUAAAGAAAGACUGCAACUCUAUUUCAUUAAGAAUCAGCGUUCAAGCUUACGCAUACGAAUCGCCGAUUUAUUCCUUAAGUUACUGUCGUGUGUUCUCUACAUAAUACGUGUGAUAUUGGAUAAAAAUCCAACCUUUAUAACAUGCUAUGGCUGCGAAGUUGGCAACAAGACAGAGUUCAUCAUCUCGGCCCAGCUGACGGAGGAGGAGUUCCAGGAGAAUCCCAUCAUCAAUUGGGACGCCAUACUUUGGGUGAAUAGGCCGACAGUGCUCUGGGUCCUGCAACUAAUGCUGGCCAUGGUGUCGUUAACGCAAUCCUUGGUUCUCACAUAUCUAGGCUAUAAGGGCAACAUCUGGCAACAGAUACUCUCAUUUCACUUUAUACUAGAAUUAGUAACGACAAUACCCUUUGCACUAACGAUUGUUCACCCGCCACUUCGGAACUUGUUCAUACCCAUUUUCCUCAACUGCUGGCUGGCCAAGCGUUCGCUGGAAAAUAUGUUUAAUGACCUUCAUCGGGCCAUGCAGAAGUCUCAGUCGGCGCUUUCCCAGCAACUAACCAUUCUGUCAGCCACUUUGCUGUGUUUGGUGUUUACCAGCGUUUGUGGCAUCCAGCACUUUCAGCGGGCUGGCCAUCGUCACUUGAACCUUUUCCAGAGUACUUACUAUGUGGUUGUGACCUUCUCCACGGUGGGUUACGGUGACUUUGUGCCGGACAUCUGGCCGUCGCAGCUCUACAUGGUCAUCAUGAUUUGUGUCGCCCUCAUUGUCCUGCCCACACAGUUCGAGCAACUGGCGUUCACCUGGAUGGAGAGGCAGAAGCUCGGAGGAAGCUACAGCUCCCAUCGGGCCCAGAGCGAAAAGCAUGUGGUGGUCUGCUCCACCACCCUCCACGCGGACACCAUAAUGGACUUUCUCAACGAGUUCUACGCCCACCCGCUGCUGCAGGACUUUUACGUAGUCCUGCUAAGCCCCAUGGAACUGGACACCACGAUGCGUAUGAUCCUUCAAGUGCCCAUUUGGGCGCAGCGCGUUAUCUAUAUACAGGGCUCCUGUCUGAAGGAUGGCGAUUUGGCCAGGGCUCGAAUGAACGAGGCGGAGGCGUGCUUCAUCCUGGCGGCCCGCAACUACGCCGACAAAACGGCCGCCGACGAGCACACCAUCCUACGAUCCUGGGCCGUCAAGGACUUUGCGCCGAAUGUGCCGCAGUAUGUGCAGAUUUUCAGGCCGGAGCACAAGCUGCAUGUCAAGUUCGCCGAGCACGUCGUCUGCGAGGAUGAGUUCAAGUACGCCCUCCUGGCCAACAACUGCACCUGCCCCGGCGCCAGCACGCUGGUCACCCUCCUCCUUCACACCUCCCGCGGCCAGGAGGGCCAGCAAUCGCCGGAGGAGUGGCAUCGCUUGUACGGGAAGUGCUCCGGAAACGAGAUCUAUCACAUUGUGCUCGGAGACAGUCGAUUUUUCGGUGAAUACGAGGGCAAGAGCUUUACAUACGCCAGCUUCCAUUCGCAUCGCAAAUACGGAGUGGCCCUGGUGGGCGUGCGUCCGGCAGAACUGCCGGAAUUCUACGAGGACACCAUUCUGCUGAAUCCAGGACCCAGGCACAUUAUGAAAAAGGAUGACACGUGCUAUUACAUGAGCAUCACCAAGGAGGAGAAUUCCGCAUUCGUCGUUAAUCAAAAUCAAACAUCGGACCCGGCGGCAGCUGCCAAGGACGCUGGCGGUGGUGGAGGCGGGGGCGGUGGUCCCUCCUCCUCCGCCUCCACCCACCCAGCGGCUGCAACUGCCAGCGAUAAUCCGACGGCUGUGAUAAUCUCGGACUCCAGGCAGAACCUCAGGGACACCACGGUGACCCAGACGGCGGCCACCAUCACCACCACCACGACCUUGCCGCCGCCGCCGCCGCAGGCGAGUGGAUCGGGCGGCCUUGGGGUGGGCAGUAGCCUCAAUGUGGGCACGUCCCUGAGCAUUACCCCGGCAACCUUGACCACGACGGGCAACCACCUGGACGUGCCCUUUGCCAACAACCCGAACCUGCUCAGUCCGGAUGUGCUCAACCAGCGAAGGGGAAGCAGACGCCCCUCGAUCCUGCCCGUGCCCGACAUGUUCACCUCCUCCUCCUUCAGCAUCGCGGGCAACGACGACGGCGAGGAGGGUGACGAAAGCGACGACGAGAUCGAUGACGAAAUGCCCUGGCGUUCGCCCUCCGAGAAGAUUGCCUGCUUGGGUGGGCACUUUCCACAAUCGCGCACCUAUUCGCUCAUCAUGAGCUCCUCGGAGGAUUCGUAUCAGCGCAGUUGCAGCUUCUGUAAUGCCACUGCCACUGCUGCUACUGUUGCUGCUGCUGAUGUUGCAGCUGAUGGAGCUGCUGCCGCUGUUGGGGAGGAUGACGAUGAUCCUGGUGCCUCCACCGAUUUGCCAACUGCCCUGCCGUCCGAGGAGUACCUGCCCCAGUUACGUAGGCGCGUUAUGAGGAAGAGCUACAGCUGCGACAGCGAGUGCCGAAGUGUUCCCGAAAUGGGACUGGGAAUGGGAGUGGGGCUGGGACUGGGCGGAGGAGCCCUGGCCAGACUGGCAGCGGCCCGCAGGCGGCAACAGGAGAGGUGUUGCUCCUGCAGUUGUUCCACUACCUCGGCCACAACAACGACCACCACAGCGGCGGCGGCGGCGGCAGCAGCAAGAGUAGGUGGAGCAGGGGCAGGAGCGGCAUUCACGUCGAGCAGUUCCGUACAGACACGGCCCGGGCGUCCGGUUUGGGCCGCCGACUACUCCGGCAUUGUCAAGGGCUUUCCGCCCGUGUCACCCUUCAUCGGCGUGAGUCCCACGCUCUGCUACCUGCUCAAAGAGAAGAAGCCCCUCUGCUGUCUCCAGCUGGCCCAGGUCUGUGAGCACUGCAGCUACCGGAAUGCCAAGGAGUACCAGUGGCAGAACAAGACGAUCAUCCUGGCGGCGGACUACGCCUCCAACGGCAUCUACAACUUCAUCAUUCCGCUGAGGGCUCACUUCCGCUCUAAGACGUCUCUGAAUCCGAUCAUCUUGUUGCUGGAGCGAAGGCCGGACGUAGCCUUUCUGGAUGCCCUCUCGUACUUCCCAUUGGUCUACUGGAUGCUGGGCUCGAUAGACUGCCUGGACGAUCUGCUGAGGGCUGGCAUUACGCUGGCCGAGAGCGUGGUGGUGGUCAACAAGGAACUGUCCAACUCGGCCGAGGAGGACUCCCUCUCCGACUGCAACACCAUUGUGGCUGUUCAGAACAUGUUCAAAUUCUUUCCCAGCAUCAAGAGCAUCACAGAGCUGUCGCAGAGCUCCAAUAUGAGGUUCAUGCAGUUCAGAGCCCACGACAAGUACGCCCUGCACCUCAGCAAAAUGGAAAAGCGCGAGAAGGAGCGCGGCUCGCACAUCUCCUACAUGUUCCGGCUGCCGUUCGCGGCGGGCGCCGUAUUCAGUGCCUCGAUGCUGGACACCCUGCUCUACCAGGCCUUUGUCAAGGACUAUGUGAUUACGUUUGUGCGACUGCUUUUGGGAAUCGACCAGGCCCCCGGCAGUGGCUUCUUGACUUCGAUGCGCAUCACCAAGGACGACAUGUGGAUACGCACGUACGGGCGACUGUACCAGAAACUCUGCUCCACCACCUGCGAAAUACCCAUCGGCAUUUACCGCACCCAGGACACCUCGAAUGCGGACACCUCUCAUGUGAGUAACUCGCCGGUAGAGCGAUGGGGACCCUUCUCGGCCUUCAGCAGACAUUGUGUGCGCUUGCGUCCAUCGUACGACGAGGAGACCGGCACCCCGGACUCGACGAAGGACUCGACGGAAAUGCUGCGCGGAGUCACCUACCGCCCCCCGUCGUCGGCAACAGGUGGCGCCAGCAGCUUCCGGCCGCAGCAGCAGCGCCAACGUUCGGUCAAUUGUCUGGGCGGUUGCUCGGAGCGUAAAGGAUCAACCUAUUCCAUCAACUUGGCCGACGAGGCCCGGGACAACCACGCCCAGCAGAUCGAGAGGGCCGAGAUCGCGAACCUGGUCAGGAGUCGGAUGGAGUCCCUGAACCUGCCCACCAUCGACUACGACGAUGUCAGCGAGAAGCGCAACCACCUAUCCUAUGUGAUAAUAAAUCCAAGCUGUGAUCUCAAAUUGGAGGAAGGCGAUCUCAUCUACUUGGUCAGGCCAUCGCCGUUCUCGGCCCAAAAGACAUUCGAACGCCAUAACUCGCGCCGGAAAUCGAACAUCUCGUUCUGCUCGAACAUGAACCUGGGCGGCCAGAUGCCGCAAAUGCCGCAGAUGAACAUGAAUAUGGCCAAUACCGCCGUCGGGGCUGGAUCGCGACGCGGUUCCGGCAUCGCCGGCUUGAACCCGAUGCAAAUGCAGAGCGUUCAGACAUUGGCCGGGUAUGGAUCAUCCUCGCAGCGCUGUAGCCCCCCGAUGCAGCAAAUUAAAUCGAAUUCUCUUUCUCUACCCGACAGUCCGACGGUGGUUGGCAAUCAGCGAGGACGGAGUAACUCAUUGCGGAUCGACAACGACAUCCUGCUCCGUCGAUCCUCGUCCCUGCGACAGGGCCUUCCCAGCGUCGGCGUCAGCCACGGCCGGAGAAAGUCGUCGCUGGAGGAGAUCGGCAUCAGUCAUUUCACCACCCUCAUGCAAGCAACGAAUCACAGCAAUCCCAUCAAGAUAUCGCUCAACGGCAGCAUAGGCAUGGAGAACCAAAUCUCCUUGCAGGUAACCCCGCCCGAGGAGCCCACCCCCAUGCUGGGUGUUCCGUGCGUGGUGGGCGGUGGCGGUGGUGGCGGCAUCAAUCCUUCCGGGGCCGGAUCCUCCACCGGCGGCCUGCUGGGUGCCGGCUCCUCGCUGGCCAUUAAUACGGCGGAUCUGGGCCCGGGGCCGAGCACCUCGUCCGGCGCCGGCGGGUCCCUGCAGGCCCAGGACUCUCUAGGCCAGGCGCCGUCGCAGGUGUCCUCGCCGCAGCAUCUGCAGGGCACGAUUGUAUGAUACAACCUGAUGUGGGGGCGCCGCCUCCGCUCCUCCAUGUCGAAAAACAAAUGGAUAUAGAAUUCGGCCGGCACACACAGACACACGCGUAGAGAUAAGUUCUGAUCGGAGCAAAAGUAUUAUUAAUCCAAGCAAAUCAGCCCACCCCCUACUAACUAAAAGAUAAACUGUCUGUGGUGUGUGUCUCCCUGGGAACCCCUCCUCCCCCAACGGUCCCAUUAAGUUAAAGCGUGCUUAUCGUUUUAUCCCUAGAGGGAUACAUAAAUUCAAAUAUAUAAAAUAUAUACUAAAUCUAAUAAUAAGCAAUGAUUAUGUCGGCUUGGCUAUCGGAAGAGCCGCAGCAAAGUGUGUUUUGGGAACAACAACUGUAGUUAAACUAUUGGAUACGACGAUGAUUUAGCAAACUCUGUAUAACUGUAUAUAUAUAUAUCUGAUGCUUAGUCUAUCGGGCUUUAAUGCUACAGAAUAUAAUAAUAA
Drosophila bipectinata is the source of this 5964-nucleotide messenger RNA. The record is from RefSeq and is a predicted model, not a curated record. NCBI's taxonomy places the organism in Eukaryota, Metazoa, Arthropoda, Insecta, Diptera, Drosophilidae.